AUGGCUCAGGACUCGGGUAUCGCCACACCGGGAACGUCGACGACGACAAUGGGCGGAGCGGAGGCUGACGACGGCAUCCGUCCGGCGCUGCAAGUCAUUGUGCUGUUGGCAAAGGUCCCUGUCGCACAUCGGCCGGCAGCCAGUUAUCUUCGAACCCUCACCACGAUGCUGCACCGUCGAAGUGCACCAUUCGUCCCGGGGAUCCCUGGUUCCAUGUCACCAGGCCAUGUGGAUUUACUAUUCGCUUCCGCGACCCUUUUGGCACAUCCCACUAUUUUGCGCGCGCGACCAGCGACGAAGCUCCACGCUUUCCUUGCAACUGUGGGACCAGCCAACGACAACCUCUGGUUUGCCGGCUCAAGUGGUGGUCCGCUGGAGAAUAAUGUCACGGCUAUGCUCGUGAGAUCUCUCGAUGCUGGUUGGUCUCGAGGCUCGAUAGUUGCGGUUGACGCUGGCGUCCACCUGUCAGCUAUCGCUAGGAUCCUCGAGGAAACCCAGCCGCCAGCGCUUGGCGACGAAGUUGCUCUGCCUCAUGUGCUGGAGUCUGGCCCGUUUGCGGGCCUUGAAGUCAGGACGAAAUCCCCGUCGGCAAAUGCAGCCCACAUCACCAGACAAUUAGUUGAUACAUACCUGAUCACGCAUCCCCAUCUGGAUCACAUCAGUGGUUUUGUCAUCAACACUGCGGGUCUUCCAGGCACCAGGCCCAAACGGUUAGCCGGCCUGCCUUCCACGAUAUCAGCCUUCAAAACUCACAUUUUCAACAAUGUGAUAUGGCCCAACUUGUCCGAUGAGAACAACGGUGCUGGACUGGUUACUUACAUGCGUCUUGUGGAAGGCGGCAGUCCUGCCUUAGGCGAGGGGGAUGGAAAGGGCUACCUUGAGAUUUCCGACGGGCUUGCCGUGAAGAUGUUCGGUGUUAGCCAUGGCCAUUGCAUAGAACGGCAUAGCCACAGAGGAUCAACGUCAUCGUCACGGAUUGGAAGCACCGAUGUCUCGAUGAUGUCGCCGAGAGGAGCCCCUGGGAGUAAUGCUGCCUCAGGCCCCAGCAGCGCUUUCAGGACUACCAGCCUGGCGCGCUCUUCCGGGGGCGGUCAGGAACAGGAGUCGAUAUGCGUCUAUGACUCCAGCGCCUACUUCAUUCGCGACCAUGCCACAGGGCGCGAGGUGCUGAUUUUUGGGGAUGUCGAACCCGAUAGCAUAUCCUUAUCUCCACGAAACCUUGGUAUCUGGCAAGAGGCAGCUCCAAAGAUCGCCAGCGGCCGACUUCGUGCCAUCUUCAUAGAGUGCAGCUACGACGAUAGCCAGACUAAUGAUCGGCUCUUCGGCCACCUGGCACCGCGAUUCAUCAUGGAGGAGAUGCGGGCGCUGGCCAGCGAGGUGGAGACGGUCCGCCAGAACCCCAUCAAGCUCGAAACGACUAAGAAACGGAAACGAGAAUCGGACGCAGCGAUCCGUAGAGCAAAUCGGAUAGCAGCCAGGUCUUCCGGCGAUGAUCACCCGGUGUCGCCAAAGUCGACCAGGCCGCGAGGGUCGAUAUCAGGAUCGGACGGCGUCACUUCGCCCAUCCCGACCCCGAUUCCAACGCCUCAUCUCGCCACGCCGACUGCGGAGCUGACGCUGAAAGAUCUCGACCCGACAGUUCAGGCUGCAUUCCCGGUCAAGCCAUCAUCGGUAAACCCUCUGGCGGGGCUGAAAGUGGUGAUCAUCCACGUCAAGGACAACUUUAGCGAUGUGGAGACAACUGGUGAGAUCAUCCUGAGUGAGCUGCAGGAUUAUGAGAAAGACGCCCAGCUGGGCUGUGAAUUUGUGAUUUCGAGCAAAGGGGAGAGCUUCUUGUUAUAG
Neoarthrinium moseri is the source of this 1842-nucleotide messenger RNA. RefSeq lists its product as uncharacterized. The transcript is spliced from 3 exons. Gene Ontology annotation, molecular function: 3',5'-cyclic-AMP phosphodiesterase activity; 3',5'-cyclic-GMP phosphodiesterase activity. NCBI's taxonomy places the organism in Eukaryota, Fungi, Ascomycota, Sordariomycetes, Amphisphaeriales, Apiosporaceae. The record is from RefSeq and is a predicted model, not a curated record. Gene Ontology annotation, biological process: cGMP catabolic process; cAMP catabolic process; negative regulation of glucose mediated signaling pathway. Bases 1 to 1842 code for a protein of 613 amino acids.